AUGGAUUCAGAUGAAUUCGACGACGAUAUUGCCGACGAGGAUCUGAUCAUUGCCGCUACGCAAGUCCAAACCUCAAACCGCGUCCAGUCUGCCAAGCUCAAUAACGGGCGAUUUCAGCCCCACGUCCAACACACUCCAGCUCAGAUACGCCAGACGACAUCAGCGGUACGAAAGACCUCGUCAAACCUCAAUGGCUCCUCCUCGUUCGUUGAUCUCGCGGAUCUCCCCUCGAAUGCAUUCUCGAGUUCACCCGCUAGUGCGGCGCUGAGCGGCCAAGCCCGCAGAGGCUUUCGGCCAGCGCCACCAGUGGGUGGUCCAGCAACUUCGUACAGACAGACAACACUAUUUGGCCAAACCGCUCUGGCACGUCAAGAACCGGAAUCUACACAGCCGAAUAAGAAUCGGGUGUUCCGCGCAGAUUUACCACCAGAGGCACCAACUCACCAUGAUGUUGAUCUGGAGGCGAUGAAGACGUGGGUAUACCCUACAAAUCUGGGCCCGACCCGUGACUACCAAUAUAGCAUCGUCAAGAAUGGCCUGUUUAACAAUACUCUCGUGGCCUUACCGACCGGAUUGGGGAAAACGUUCAUUGCGGCUACCGUCAUGCUAAAUUACUUCCGCUGGAUGAAGACUGCCAAAAUCAUCUUCGUGGCCCCUACCAAACCUCUUGUCUCACAGCAAGUCGACGCCUGCUUUCAUAUUGCUGGCAUGCCCAGGUCGCAGACCACCCUCCUGACGGGUGAGAUACCGCCAGCCCUCCGAGCUGAGGAAUGGGAGUCUAAGAGAGUCUUCUUUAUGACUCCCCAGACGCUGGAGAACGAUCUUUCCUCCGGAUUCGCCGACCCCAAGUCUGUCGGUUUACUCGUUGUGGACGAGGCCCACAGGGCAACCGGAAACUACUCAUAUGUAAAAGUCGUCACCUUUUUACGACGCUUCUCGACCAGCCUACGUAUACUUGCUCUCACCGCCACCCCUGGCUCCAAGGUUGAGGCAGUCCAAGAAGUUAUUGACAACUUGGGUAUUUCACACGUGGAAAUCCGCACGGAGGAAUCGAUUGACAUCCGCCAAUACGUCCACCAGAGGGAUGAAGAUAUUGUUGUCCUGGACCCGUCCGAUGAAAUGAAUUACAUCAAGGAGAUGUUCUCUAAAGCGUUGAAACCCCUGGUUGACAAGCUGAGCCAGCAAAACAUAUAUUUUGGACGUGAUCCAAUGUCGCUUACCACGUAUGGUCUGGUCAAAGCUCGGCAGGACUGGAAUAGUCGUGGUGGGCACUCUGCUAACCAAGGAGUCAAAUUCAUGAUGAUGGCCGUCUUUGCCGUACUCGGCAGCUUGGCCCACAGCAUUAAGUUGCUAAACUUCCAUGGCAUCAGGCCAUUCUACGAUAACCUGGUUCAGUUCCGGGACGAAACAGAGGGCAAAGGCGAGAAGGGAUCAAAGUACAAACGUCAGAUUGUCGAAGCCCCAAGUUUCCAGGAGAUGAUGACCAAAAUUGCUGCUUGGUCAAAGAAAGAUAAUUUUGUCAGCCACCCGAAGAUUACCUGUUUAUCCGAUACCGUCUUAAACCAUUUUAUGGAUGCGGGCGAAGGUCGAGAAGGCGGUUCUUCCUCUAACACCAGGAUCAUCGUCUUCAGCGAGUACCGAGACAGCGCUGAGGAUAUUGUGCGAACUCUCAAUACCCACAAACCCAUGAUCCGGGCUGCAGUGUUCGUGGGACAGGCCGAUUCCACCAGGUCAGCAGGUAUGAAGCAAGCUGAGCAGAUCGAAAGGAUCAAGAAAUUCAAGAACGGCGAUUACAAUGUGCUUGUCGCAACUUCCAUCGGAGAAGAAGGUCUGGAUAUUGGUCAAGUCGACCUGAUCAUAUGUUAUGAUGCUUCUGCGUCGCCAAUUCGAAUGCUCCAGAGAAUGGGACGUACGGGGAGAAAACGAGCGGGACGUGUCGUCCUACUUCUCAUGAGAGGCAAGGAAGAGGACAAUUACUCCAAAUCCAAAGACGGCUACGAGAAAAUGCAGGUCAUGAUCUGCGACGGAAGCCGCUUCAAUUUCCGCCAUGACCUUUCCACAAGGAUAGUACCGAGAGAUGUUCGACCGGAAGUCGACAUGAGGCCUGUGGACAUUCCGAUAGAAAACACCCAGGUUUCGGGGCUACCAGAACCAAAGAAAAGCCGAGCUCGAAAAAAGAAACCCGCCAAGAAAUUCAACAUGCCGGAUGGUGUCGAGACGGGCUUCACAAGUGUUGCAGCCAUGAUGGGCAAGCAUCCAGCCAGGAAAACGAAAACACCCAAAGCCCCUGUCGAGGAGGACGAGGUGGCUGCUAUUCCCGGACUUGACCAGGUUUUGCUUCUUGACCAGCAGCGCGCGGAACUGAACAGGUCCUAUAAGUCCUCGCCGAAUCACCACCAAGAUGAGAUGGAACUCAUCGAGCAGGUGGAUCUGACAGCACAUCCCGCCGCGCAGAGAAAGCGACAGAAAACAGUUGACCUGAAACAUGGGGCUUAUACAAAGCGGUGCGCGAAACUCAUCCAGACUCUAGCAAAGUCCCAAUCCGCCGCAGAUCGCUUCACCAGGCCGUAUCAGGAUCUGGACAGGGACCGCUACAAGGAGCUUCCUCUACCGGUCGAGGGCUCUGAAACAGAAGCUGAAGCCCCUGGAACAGGACCACCACGCAAGAAAAGGAAGACGGCUUCUUUCAGCGAUCCCGAAGAGGUUGACGACGAUGACGAACCUGAAGACCUAUACGCUGUCCUCUGUCGUGCCCGUCCUGCAAAGAAAGCUCCAGUCCGCAAGAAACAGGCCACAACUCGUACCAGUGUUCUCCAAGACGUCGAUGAAGACGAGGAAGGACGAGCGCUGCCACCGCCUGCACGAAAACGCGCAACGGCUCCUAAAACAAAGAAGACGGUACCGAAAGCUGCAGGCCCAAAACGGGCACGUGGACGACCGAAGAAAAACAAGUCGACGGGGGUCUACGAUGAGAGUGCAGACGAAGGUGACGACUGCCGACGCACGAGCGACCUCGAGCUGACCGACGAGGACGACGACGGUGCCGACCUCGUCGACUUCGUCGUAGGGGAUGACGUUGCGACUUCCAGCAACUUCGUCACAUCGAGCAUUCAGGGGCGCUCCACAUCACCCACGUCUCCGUCCACGCCGUCCACCAUCACCCAUCAUUCAUCGGCAAAAACAGGGGAGAAGCCGCCGAAGCCGAAGCCGUACUACGAACCAAUGUCAUUUCCAGAUACGCAGGACGACGACGACGACGACGACAUCGACAUGCCGUCCAUGAGUCAGCUUGUUAGGAACAACGGACCAUCACGGAAUACUGCUGCCGGGACUUCGAAAAUCGGUAGCAGAGACGUGUUCGACAUUGAAGAUGAGGAUGAAGAAGAUGGCGGCGACGAUGAUGAUGAUGAUGAUGAUGAUGAUGAUGGGCCCCUCCAGCGAGGCCGGGGCAGGCUGAAGAAGAACAGGAGAGUCGUGCUCGAUGAUGACGAGGACGAGGACGGGUGA
Molecule: messenger RNA, 3507 nt
Organism: Anthostomella pinea
Lineage: Eukaryota; Fungi; Ascomycota; Sordariomycetes; Xylariales; Xylariaceae
Source: the annotation of a GenBank genome assembly